AUGAAAUUGUUGACUGAUUUUUCAGGUAUCUCUUAUCAAGUAGAAGUAAAAACAGGAGAUUUAGUUUACGCAGGGACGGACGCCAACGUUACUCUGAGAAUUUACGGUAGUCUUGGAGACACCGGUCCUUUACAACUAGACCAAUCACUUAAUCAUUCUGAUCCGUUUGAAGGAAACUACACUGAUACUUUUAUAAUUACAGCUCCGGUCAUUGGACAGAUUGAAAGAAUUAAAAUGGAACAUGAUAACUCCGGGCCAGGCCCCGGGUGGUACUUAGGUACAGUAAGUAUUGAUUUGCCAUCUAAAGGUCGACGUUAUGAGUUUGUGUGUAAUCGAUGGUUAUCUAAAUCAGACGAUGAAGGAGCGAUUGAAGAAGAAUUUCAGCCAACUAAUAUCUUGUAUCGAGUAGAAGUAAAAACAGGAGAUGAACCUGCAGCAGAAACAGCUGCAAAUAUUACUCUGAUAAUUUAUGGUACUCGUGGAGACACAGGCCCUUUACAACUAGACCAAUCUCUUGAUCAUUCUGAUCCGUUUCAACGAAACUACACUGAUACUUUCAUACUUACAGCUCCGAUUGAAAAAAUUAAGAUAGGACAUGACAACUCAGGGAUAGGUCCUGGGUGGUACUUAGAUACAGUUACUAUUGAUUUGCCAUCUGAAGGUCGACAUUAUGAAAUUAAAAUAGAACAUGACGACUCCGGCUCUAGUGCUGGGUGGUACUUAGGUACAGUAAGUAUUGAAAUACCAUCUAAAGGUCGACGUUAUGAGUUUGUGUGUAAUCGAUGGUUAUCUAAAUCAGACGAUGAUGGAGCGAUUGAAAGAGAAUUUCAGCUAACUAUGUUUCUAAUGAAAACAUAUAUGAAAUUGUUGACUGGUUUUUCAGAUACCUCGUAUCGAGUAGAAGUAAAAACAGGAGAUGUAGUUUACGCAGGGACCAACGCCAAAGUUACUCUGAGAAUUUAUGGUAGUCGUGGAGACACAGGUCCUUUACAACUAGACCAAUCUCUUAAUCAUUCUGAUCCGUUUAAACGAAACUACAUUGAUACUUUUAUACUUACAGCUCCAGUCAUUGGACAGAUUGAAAGAAUUAAAAUAGAACAUGAUAACUCCGGGCCAGGCCCUGGGUGGUACUUAGGUACAGUAAGUAUUGAUUUGCCAUCUAAAGGUCGACAUUAUGAGUUUGUGUGUAAUCGAUGGUUAUCUAAAUCAGACGAUGAUGGAGCGAUUGAAAGAGAAUUUCAGCUAACUAGUUCAGAAGGUAAUUAUAAAUAA
Lottia gigantea (owl limpet) is the source of this 1272-nucleotide messenger RNA. RefSeq lists its product as hypothetical. Gene Ontology annotation, molecular function: protein binding. NCBI's taxonomy places the organism in Eukaryota, Metazoa, Mollusca, Gastropoda, Lottiidae. The record is from RefSeq and is a predicted model, not a curated record. The coding region runs from base 1 to 1272 and encodes 423 amino acids. The transcript is spliced from 7 exons.